Messenger RNA from Ziziphus jujuba (common jujube), 1066 nucleotides. RefSeq lists its product as uncharacterized. Gene Ontology annotation, molecular function: calcium ion binding. The transcript is spliced from 7 exons. Lineage: Eukaryota; Viridiplantae; Streptophyta; Magnoliopsida; Rosales; Rhamnaceae. The coding region runs from base 132 to 881 and encodes 249 amino acids. The record is from RefSeq and is a predicted model, not a curated record.
UACCAUGCCACAUCAGUACUAUAUACCAUGAAGCAAACUGCUGCAGUCCGUAGGAUCAAAAUUCUAUAAAUAUAUUGGAGGUAAGAAGCUUAUUCUGCCAGGUUUUUACUAAUCUUCCCUAAAAAAAGACAAUGAAAGAGUUGAGAGAAUUGGCUUUGGCAUACCGUAAGGCUCCCAUAAACAACAUAGAGCCGGUCCUGAAAGAGUUCUUUGAAGAAAUGGAUCCACAGAAGAAAGGUUUCGUAGCGUUUAAGGAGUUCUCGGUUUAUAUGGAGAAUUUGGGACGCCCUCAAUUGUGCUCAGAGGAGUUUUUCUCCAAGCUGAACCAAGAUGGAAGUGGAAAGUUGGAUGAUAUGGAUGUAGUAACACUUUUUUACAUUGUCCAUAGUCGUUUACCUUUUUGCAAUUCUUGCAAAAAGUUUUUAGAGGGUACUUCGUAUUUGGUUUGUGUGAAAUGCUUCCAUGAGAAUAACAAUGGUAAAAGUGAUGCUAAUGAAGAAUCCUUCAAUGUUUGCACUACCUGCUACCUUGAUGAAAAAUUUAAGCAUCAUCACACUGAAUUCCUCGAUCCGAACCUUCUUCUUCGCCAUUUGAGGAAGAUGCAGCCUGUAGCAGUUUCUUCUACAACUUCUAUGUCUCAAGAUGUUCAGGACCUUAAGCUUGUAGCAGAUAACUCUUCUAAUCCUUCUGCAAAUAAUCGGCUUAAAGCAGGUUCUUCUUCGCAAUCUAUAAAUCAGUAUGUAGCAGAGUCUUCAACACAGUCUGCAAAUCUGGUACUAGCCCUCCAACGUCCACAAAAAUAUUCCAUGGUGACUGGCUUCAUUGUGGCGUUGGAGCUGGCACUCAGUGUUGGGAAUUUUGUUGGAUGCAGCAUUAUGUGAUCAUUUUUAGUGAUGAUUGCAAGCAAAUAUGCACAAGGCUUGAAUAUUGCAUUUAUUCAAAUUUAAUAUUGCAAUUUGAUGUGGUAAAUUGAAAAUAAUUUUAAACAUUUGUUCCAUUUGAUUGUGGUUGGAAUAGCACUGGAUCUAAUUACUUAAAUAUAAAUAUACAUAUAUUGAGUAUAGUA